Messenger RNA from Pseudo-nitzschia multistriata, 1349 nucleotides. The record is from the annotation of a GenBank genome assembly. NCBI's taxonomy places the organism in Eukaryota, Bacillariophyta, Bacillariophyceae, Bacillariales, Bacillariaceae.
CCAUGUUGAUAUUAGUGGGGACCAUUUUUGGCAUCGGAUUGUGAUGUUGAAGUCGUCACGAGCUUCGUUGAGGAAAAAUACUGUUCUACUACCUGUAAUUCUUACGAGUUAUUAACAGAAAUCGGUUUUCAUGAAAAACCGAAGGGUGCUGCUGUACGUACGGUAUGGAACGAGUGCUUGUAAAACGAGUCAACAAGCAGCUAUCGAAAACUUUUUCAGCCGGUGACAAAAACUUAUCACGAUGAAGUUUGUUGCUGCUUGUCUCCUUGCAUCGGCAGCAUGCCCUGGAGUGUCGGCAUUUGCCUUCCACAGUACACCAUCUAGCAAUGUGGCUGCCAGCACUGAAGUUUCCAUGAAACGCGCAUCUUUGAAGCCAUCUUUCCAACUGAACGCUGAAACUGUAGAUUCCGAUACGGUUGCUGGUCUUCCGGAUACAAUCGAAACUGAAUAUGAACUUUUGGGACUUCCAGCAAGGCCUGGACGCCCUUUGAAAGUGGCUAUUGCAGGUGGUGGUGUUGGCGGUUUGACGGCCGCAUACUACAUGCUUAAGAAAGUACGUCGGUGAAUUUGCACGAAAAAUACUUCAGAAAGCAUUGAGAGAAUGAAGUAUCGAAAAAUGUAUACCUUGGAUUCUGAAAUUGACCUUAAUUUAUCAUUAUUUACUCACCCUAUGGCAUGUAACCGAUGAACUAUAAUCGCUUAUCAGGGCUUCGACGUGACUGUAUACGAGAAAACAUCGGAAUUCGCCCGAUUUGGUGGACCCAUUCAGUUCGCCUCAAAUGCUCUGUCAGUUCUAAAAGAAAUUGAUGAUCGUCUUUUCGAUCGAGUUAUGGAAAAAUUCACUUUUACGGGCAUUCGCACAUGUGGAAUUAAGGACGGUAAGAAUAUGAAGCAGAGAAGAGAAAUGAUACCAAACCUUUUUGGAGUACACAAAUCUGGGGCUCUUUUCGAUCAUAAAGCAGCAUCCGUUGAUUUUUUUAUUUGGUUCAAAAGUACUUACCAGCUGGAACAAAAUUACUUCUUCACUUUUAGGACUUCGAUCUGACGGGUCGUUCCGUAUGACAGAUGAUUCUCUUGAUUACCUCGUGAACCCCGAUGCUCCUGCCGAUUGGUUUGUUAAAUUCCCUUUGAAAGAGUGUGCUGAUUUGUUCGGCCUUCGUAAGUUGAUUGCCAACAUUCAUGAAGUGUUUUUUGGGGCGGCAACCUACCCUUGACAUGGCAUCAUUUUAAAUUUGUGCCUCCUUCUUGGGUGCAAACUCAUGGACUGUUUAUUUUCUCUCGCAAUUUCUUCCCUCUCUCGUUAUCCCAUUGGAAAUAUGUAUCGUCAGCUUACACUGGAGUAAUUGAUC